Molecule: messenger RNA, 700 nt
Organism: Brachypodium distachyon (stiff brome)
Lineage: Eukaryota; Viridiplantae; Streptophyta; Magnoliopsida; Poales; Poaceae
Exons: 1
Coding region: 133-402 (89 amino acids)
Source: RefSeq, a predicted model, not a curated record
CUCGCCUCCCGACCUCCUCACAAACAAAACACAAGCAACGACCUAUCUUGAUUUAGUAAUUCGAUCGCUAGCUCGUGCUGUGCCGUGUGUGUGAUCAAUUAACGACGCUCGGGAGCUUAGCUAGCCAGUGGCAUGGAGCUGGAGAUGGGGAGCCACGCGGCGCUGAUCAAGGUCGGGGUGUUCGUGCUAGUGCAGGCGCUGGUGUACCUCAUCCUCGCACAGUCUUCCGGCGUCUUCUCCAGGACCAAGAGCGUCGUCGACCUCCGCCCGGCGCGCUCCCUCAGCGCGCGCCGCAUGGUCGCGCUGCUCUCCGACCUGCCGCUCGGCGGGGAGCCGUCGCCUCGCGCCGUCUUCGGCGGCGAGCAGUCGCUCGUACCGAGCGCCCACCAGAAGAAGGAUUAACUCCUUUUUUUUGGAGGGGAAAAGAAAGGAAGAAGAAGGAGGGAUUAAUUAGCUGGAGACCAUUUUACCUCUUGGUGCCUUGGUGGUUGAUAGCUUAAUUAGCUGAUUCCCGCUUCUUCUAAGAACAUGUGGAUAGUGUAGGCGUCUAGCUAUGGAAGAUCACCGUUCUUUGAUCGAUUUGACGAAAAUGUAUUGUUGUAACUUGUAUCUGGUGACAAUUCAAUUUGUUCUUCUGUAAUUUGAGCAGACAUAUGUGGUGAACGAAGCAGUUGGCACACGAUGGUGAUAUAUGGGUUGA